CAGCUCUAGCGCCUUUGUGUGGAGGAGUGCGGCGCUGCUGUUUAAACACACACACAGGGGCGCCAGGCAGCUAACCAUGGUGAAUGUAAAGAAACGGAAAGGUCGGGUUGUGAUUGACUCUGACUCGGAGGAUAGUGCAAGCGAUGAUAAUUUGGAUCAGGAGCUCCUGUCUCUUGCCAAGAGAAAGCGUGUGGAUUCAGAUGAACAAGAAGAACCUGUUAGUAAGCCUGCAGCCUCCACAGAUUCAGAGACAUCAGACAGCGAUGACGAGUGGACCGUUGGUGGGACUAAAACCAAAAAGAAGGGGAAGCUGAGCCAAAAAGGCCCGGAAAAGAAGAACACGGUCAAGAAACGAAAGGGCAAGGCGGCUUCGUCCGGUAGCUCAAAUGGAGACAGUUCAGCCGAAAGUUCAGCUCCAGAGGAGGGCGAGGUGUCAGACUCCGACAGUAACAGCUCAUCCUCCAGCUCGGAUUCGGACUCAUCCUCGGAGGACGAGGUUUUCCGGGACGGAUAUGGAGAUGAUCUUAUGGGGGAUGAGGAGGACAGAGCCCGUUUGGAGCAGAUGACGGAGAAAGAGAGGGAACAGGAGCUGUUUAACCGUAUAGAGAAGAGAGAAGUUCUUAAGAGGAGGUUUGAAAUAAAGCAGAAACUAAAGACGGCAAAGAAGAAGGAAAAGGAGGAAAAGAAGAAGAAACAAGAGGAGGAGCAAGAGAAGAGAAAACUGUCUCAGGUCCCAGACCCUCAGGUGGUGAUGUCACAUAAUAAAGAGAGACGAAUUAAGAGGGAUGAAAAGCUGGACAAGAAGUCACAGGCUAUGGAAGAGCUGAAGGCAGAAAGAGAGAAGAGAAAAAACAGAACUGCUGAGCUUCUAGCCAAAAGGCAGCCACUAAAGACAAGUGAAGUGUACUCGGAUGAUGAAGAGGAGGAGGAAGAUGAUGAUGACAAGUCUUCGGUAAAGAGUGAACGCAGCUCAAGAUCAUCAUCUUUUGAUGAAGAGGAUGAGAAAGAAGAAGCACCGCCCAAGUCGCAGCCGGUUUCAUUACCAGAGGAGUUGAAUCGAAUCCGGCUGUCCCGGCACAAGUUAGAGCGCUGGUGUCACAUGCCAUUCUUUGCUAAAACUGUUACUGGUUGUUUCGUUCGGAUUGGCAUUGGAAACAGCAGCAGUAAGCCUGUUUAUCGGGUGGCUGAAAUCAUUGAUGUGGUGGAGACGGCUAAAAUUUAUCAGCUAGGGACCACACGGACAAAUAAAGGUCUUCAGCUCCGACAUGGAAACGACACACGAGUUUUUAGACUUGAGUUUGUGUCCAAUCAGGAGUUUACUGAAAAUGAGUUUAUGAAAUGGAGAGAGGCGAUGAUGGUGGCAGGAAUGCAGCUUCCUACUCUAGAUGAGAUCAACAAAAAAGAGCAAUCCAUUAAGGAGGCGGUUAACUACAAAUUCAAUGACAAAGACAUUGAGGAUAUUGUCAAAGAGAAAGACAGAUUUAGAAAGGCGCCACCAAACUACGCUAUGAAGAAAACGCAGCUUCUCAAGGAGAAGGCCAUGGCUGAGGAGAGCGGUGAUGGAGACAAAGCUAAAAACUUGCAGGAUCAGUUGAAUGAGCUAGAAGAGAGGGCAGAAGCACUUGACCGUCAGAGAACCAAAAACAUCUCCGCCAUCAGCUAUAUCAACCAGAGGAAUCGGAGUUGGAACAUUGUGGAAUCUGAGAAGGCUCUGGUGUUGGAGGGACAGAACUCUAAGAACCAACAGAUGGAUCCGUUCACAAGACGGCAGUGUAAACCCACCAUGGUGUCCAAUGCAAGAGAUCCCUCAGUCCACGCUGCCAUUCUGGCUCAUCUUAAUCAGAAAUACGGUUCAGGCUCGGGACAGGACAACCCCCAGCAGGCUAACAAACAGGGCCAGACCAGUCAGAAAGACAAAGACGUUACCAAGCCAUCCAGCGAUCUUUCAGAGGACCUUUUCAAAGUGCACGACUUUGACGUCAAAAUUGACCUACAGGUUCCUAAUGCUGAAGCAAAGUCACUGGCGGUGAGUUCAAAUGCAUUGCCUGUUAAAGAUGGAGCUCCACGUCGAUCUCUUAACCUGGAGGACUACAAGAAGAGACGAGGACUCAUCUGAUCUCUGACUCCGCCUACAUUUUUAUCUUCCCCUGCAUGAUUGGCUACCUGUGCCGGGGCUAUAAAGCUGUGGCCACCCCCUGUGUGUGUGUGAAUGUGUUUUGGAAAGUAUGUGUGUGUAUGUAAAUGUAUGAUACAGAGAGAGUGCAUACCUUUAUGAGUGUGUUUGUGUGUGACAGAAGAGUGCUUGUAUGAUCGAUUCACUUGUAUGCGAGAGAAAAUAUUCAUAAAUACUGAACUUUCAGGUUUUUUCCUGUAAAGGGGACUUUCUGGGAUGAAAAGUCAUCCGUGUUAAUUAUAGCCUGUGCAGACAUGAGAACAAACCUCCUUUGAAGUCUCCUUUUCAUACUGAUGUAUGAAGCACAUUUUCUCUUUUUCUCAGAUCCUCACAGAAAAGACCCUUUUAUAUUCAUGCUUGUGAAUGACUAUCUCAAAGGACACUAUUAAAAGGAACACAAAUCUUGGGUUUUUUGGAAAUUGCUGUUAGUUAUAAAUAAUGUUAUUUGGUCUACCCCACUCCUUUAUCUUUUUGAAAAAUGCUCUGAAUUUUCCAAACCAUGUGGUUAUGCCAGUUCUGUUAACUCUGCUUGCUGGUGUAAAGGUUGAAUGGCUGACCAAUCAACGGGUGUCUUGACAGUGGCCAAUGACAUCACACUCCCUAAAGAAAAAUGUUCGCUUCAUUGAGAUGUUAAUGAAAUAAAUGUGUCAGAUAUGGACAAAAAAGUUGGGAAUUUAUGUAUCGUUUUGUUUUCUUUUUUCUUCCACAUCCCUCUGCUUCAGAGCUGAUGUAAGUGUUAUUAUUGACAUUAAUUAUUGAUGAUGUCUUUUAGUCGGUUCUCGUGUCGAUGUGGCAUGCCUUGUAAAUAAGCGAUCUUGAGUGAGUGCGGCUGAUUAAAGGAGAAACUUUCAUACUAA
Misgurnus anguillicaudatus (oriental weatherfish) is the source of this 3030-nucleotide messenger RNA. NCBI's taxonomy places the organism in Eukaryota, Metazoa, Chordata, Actinopteri, Cypriniformes, Cobitidae. The record is from RefSeq and is a predicted model, not a curated record.